Messenger RNA from Cucurbitaria berberidis CBS 394.84, 720 nucleotides. RefSeq lists its product as uncharacterized. The coding region runs from base 26 to 484 and encodes 152 amino acids. NCBI's taxonomy places the organism in Eukaryota, Fungi, Ascomycota, Dothideomycetes, Pleosporales, Cucurbitariaceae. The transcript has a single exon. The record is from RefSeq and is a predicted model, not a curated record.
AGGAGUCGAUAUCGUUGACAUGAUCAUGGACGAUACUUUAGGUCGCCAAGGUACACAUACGAAUCGCCGAGCCGCACCUCGAAGCACGCAGCCUCGAGCAAACGCGAGCUACUCUGAUACAAAAUACUUCAAAUUUAGAGGCUCGAGGCAUCGAGUAAUCAUCCGAAUGACCCCUGGAUAUCUGCAGGUUCAAGGCAAUGAGCUAAGUCAGGCGAAGACGAAUUUACAACGCCUAUACGUACAAGAGCGAAAUGCUCUUACUAGGGGUUCAGCUGGCAUCAGUCUACCUAUGAUCCGGGCCAGUCGCGGCACAGCCGAGCGGCGAUACGUUAACUGCCUUGUUCGAUAUCUUCGCGACGCUAACCGCAUGAGUGCCAUCCAAGCUAAUCAACUUCAACGCAACUUCACUCGGGACAAGAUGGUGGGGAUGGGCGUGUCCAACCAAGAUUACCUACUUGGAAUGUACCCACGCGAGCUCAAUUAGGGCAAGACUAGAAGGGUAUAUGACAGACGAAUUGUUACGGGUGAGAUUGAUGCGUCUGUGGUUACGCUUGAGCGCGCGAAGCGUUGUACAAAGGCGCUCUGCUAACGCGAAUGUUGAAAGAUGGAUGGAAUAUCAUCGAUCUUAUAUCGAGCGAUGCUGACCCUAUAUUGGCUGAUUUUCCUCAUUGAGGGGUUGAAGCAUGUAUACUACGAUCCAAAUCAAUCUGUUACCCUGGG